Molecule: messenger RNA, 8723 nt
Organism: Esox lucius (northern pike)
Lineage: Eukaryota; Metazoa; Chordata; Actinopteri; Esociformes; Esocidae
Gene: plce1
Product: phospholipase C, epsilon 1
Exons: 34
Coding region: 886-7842 (2318 amino acids)
Biological process (GO): lipid metabolic process; phosphatidylinositol-mediated signaling; small GTPase-mediated signal transduction
Molecular function (GO): phosphatidylinositol-4,5-bisphosphate phospholipase C activity; guanyl-nucleotide exchange factor activity
Source: RefSeq, a predicted model, not a curated record
UAGCACAGGAGUUAAGGUGGUAUUAAUUACGCUAACACUGGGAUUCAUUCUACAACUGUAAUGCAAGUUUUAACCAACAUUGAAAUGUACAAACUGGAGUAGACAUUAUCGGUAAAAAUGAAACAACGUACACAGCCUAUCAGAACUACAGCCAGGCAACAUUUUCCACCACCAUUCUUCAUGUUACGUUUCUUUUAAAUUGCAAGCAACGUUGUUAUAAUAUGAGCUCGUACUCUAUCCGAGUGACAAAAUGACACGUUAUACGGCAACAAGUCGACAGAGCAAAACAGAACAACAUUCUUUUAUGGGACACUGCCUGUAACUAAUGGGCUCGUCAAACACCGUUGCCUCAGACAUUCCAAUGUAGUGACAGUGCUCAGAGCUUUGAAUCUACUUAUCGUAACUACCCGACGGUUAUUGUCCUCACUGCAGCUAGCCGCCUACCAACACAAUGCAGCCGGGUGGUUGCGUUUGGCUCAGCUCCCCAUCUCACUCAGCAACUUUCACGGUUUCGUGACUCGAGAGGGACAGAACUUUUGAAGUCCUUCGAGAAUAUCUGACGGGACGUUGAUUUGCCACUACAUUUGGCCAAAUAUUUGGUCCAUAAAACAUCAAUGUCAUCUAGACUGGGGAGCAGCAAGCCAAGGUGUCAGUGACUGCCUUGCUGUCACACACACACACACACACACACACACACACACACACACACACACUCUGAAUAAGAAUAUGUAAGCUCUUAUCAGGAUAUUGUUCAGUUUCCAAGGCUGACCUUUUUCACCAGGUUGGUUUGUACAGCUGGAAAAGCUUCUGUUUCCAUAACAGUCUGGGGGAGCAUGACUGGCUGUGUGUCUUCCUGAGCCCGGCCAUCCCGUCCUCCACCUCUACAUGCUCUGCCACCUGAAGCUGUCUGCCGGAAAGGGACAAAUGGACAUUGGGGAUAUUCUGAGCGCCACUAUGGCGUCUGAGGACAUAGGAUCCGCUGUGGGUCAUGGGACAGCGUUGUCGUCCACUCUGUCAGCCGAGACCAUAAACAAUGGGGACUACAGCAUGCCUGCGAGCCUUGCACGUCCAGUUUCUCACCAGCCAGAGGUUAGCAAUCAGGGCUGCCGUUCAAACCAACGUCUGUAUCAGAAUUUAGGCUAUGACAGUGGGGAGGGGACGUUUCUCGAUGCCGGAUACAAAUGCUGGGAUUACACUCUCGCUAAAAGAGCUAGUGCCACAGCUAAGCUUGUUGACACAUCUCGCGGGGAGUGGGCGACAGCGGGGUUGGAUUUGGAGUUUUGUCCAGCGAGCAGUGUGUCAGCCUGCCGGGAGGCGGACUCUGUCUGUGGAAGUGAUGGGAUCAGGGCUGAGAUGGCGGAGGGGUUUUCUCCCGUGACUCCCCGGUCUGGCGCUCUGCCAAAGGUGAGCCACUCAGAGGGAUCACCCUGCCAGCUGGAGUUCACCACAGCUGGCACGAAAGGCCUCUGCCCAGACCCGAAGCUCUCCCAGUGCGGCCAUAGGAGGAGCAGCCUGCCAGUGGCAUCUUUGUGCCAACUCUCUUGCUCUUCCACGAGGCAGGCAGGAACGCAGGGGACACCAGUAAGGACUGUCGGCGCCUGCAGGCACUACCUCAGAGAUGGCUACUCCAGCCUAGAGAGGCUCAACAGGAGACCCAAAACCAAGGUCUCCGUGGAGAGCUUAUUUAGCAGGGCCACGCCAGAGGGCACGCUCUGCUCCAAGCAGUCCACCAUCCCUCAGAAGAGCGACAGCGACUCUGGCCCGUCGGACAGUGAAUUCAUACGUGACAGGAAAGAGCGCUCCACCGUGUUGGUAAGGAGGUACUACAAAGGUGAUCGCACGGUCAAGAAGUCCGUAUGCACUGGCACCAAGGCCAUCGUGAGGUCCAUGCUCUCGGGACACAUAGCAGAGAGGGCUUGGGAGGCUGUUCUGCACAGGUGUCCCUCCGAUGAGGGUACCGUCCGAUCAAUCAGAGGGCACAGUGCCGAGCCUCUGACCCUCAGCCUGCGAGUCUGCAGAAGGCUUCUCGGCUUCCGAAGGGUCAGACUUUCUGAGGUCCACCAUGCACUGAGCGUUGAAGACAACCUGCUCCAUCCGUGCAGGAAGCUCCUAGCAUUGCCUGGGUGUGUGUGUCUAAGGGCGGCAUGGCUACCCGACCCCUGCCCGGCUCAGCUUAGGUACGGGUACCGUGCCAGCUCCCAAAGGACCUCGGUGUGCGCCCGUCUGAACGGGGCCUUCCUGGAGGCCACCACUGGCCUCUGGCCCCGCAGUGCUCUGCCCGGUGUGACCGGGGGCUCCACUGGCAAAGCCAUGCUCAAAGAGCGUCAGCUGUACAGCAACAUGACGUCUUCCAGCCCCCUCCAGCCCAAUGUGACGGGCAUCAGCAAGGAGCUGGCGGAGCUGCGCCACCUCAUUCAGUUCCCGGAGGAGAUCGCCAGCGUCCUGACGGAGCAGGAACAGCAGCUGUACCGACGCAUUUUCCCCCUGGACUACCUGUGCUUUCUCACCAGGGACCUGGCCGGCCCCGACUGCACCCGGCGACUGCACCCCAGUCUCAAGGCCUCACUGUCAGCCCCGGCCAUGGCCACGCAGACCCAGAGAAACACAGUGGAGGACCUGGUCACACGAUUCAAUGAGGUGAGCUCAUGGGUGACCUGGUUGAUCCUGACUGCAGGUUCCAUGGAGGAGAAGAGGGAGGUGUUCUCCUACCUGGUCCAUGUGGCCAAGUGCUGCUGGAACAUGGGCAACUACAACGCUGUCAUGGAGUUCCUGGCUGGACUGCGGUCUCGUAAAGUCCUGAAGAUGUGGCAGUUUAUGGACCAGUCAGACAUUGAGAUUAUACGCAGCCUGAAAGAUGCUAUGGCGCAGCAUGAGUCUUCGUCAGAGUACAAGAAGGUGGUGAGCCGUGCCCUAAACAUCCCAGGGUGUAAGGUGGUGCCAUUUUGUGGCGUCUUCCUCAAAGAGCUGAGUGAGGCGCUUGAUGGGGCUGCCAGCAUAAUCAGUCUGCGCCACUCGCCACACAACUCUCCAGAGGCCUCGCUAGAGUUUGUGACGGACUACAGUGGGCAGCAGAACUUUCUGCAGAGGGCGGGUCCAGAUGGGUUGCACAGCCAGGAAAAGGAGGCCACUGUCAGCAACAUCCUGCAGAUCAUCCGCUCCUGCAACCGCAGUCUGGAGAUUGACGAGGGAGAGGAGGGUCACCAUGAAGGCUCCUGCACCUCCAGAAAAAACUCAUUCAAGGACAGGAACAGGAAUCACUCUUUCAGGAGCAGGUCUGAUUUGAACCGUGUCUUGUUCGUUGUGGGAGACCUGUCGGACUCGGAGGGGGAGCUGUCUGAGAUGGCUAAGGAAGCGCAGUUCCAGGGCACCGAGGAGACCCACCGGGCCUUUGGCCACGGUACAGAGCUCAUCCCCUGGUACGUGGUGACCCUCCAGCCUGACGUCCACCAGUUCCUGCUGCAGGGAGCCACCGUCAUCCACUACGACCAGGAGAGCCACCUCAGCGCCCGCUGUCUCCUCCGCCUACAACCCGACAACUGCACCCUGACAUGGGCCAACCCGCGUAGUGGCAGCCUGCCCCCUGCCGAUCCCCCAGGCCUGGGUCAGGCCGUAGCGAGCGGCCUGGCUGAGGGAUUGCUGGACCUGUCUGUGGUCAAGGCCGUGUUCCUGGGCCACAGCGGGCUGGACGUGAAUGCGGUGUGCCUGCAGAACAAGCUGUGUAACACCAUGAGGGCCGAGGAGAACGGAGUCAGCCUGCUGUACGGCCUCCACACCACAGACAACAGGCUGCUGCACUUUGUGGCCCCCAAACACACGGCCCACGUCCUGUACGAGGGCCUGGCGGAGCUGGUCAGUGCCAUGAGGAAGCUGAAGAAGUUCCCUGAUCAGAGACUGCACUGGCUUAGGAGGCAGUAUGUCAGCCUCUAUCAGGAGGAUGGCCGGUAUGAGGGACCAACCUUGGCUCAGGCCAUUGAGCUUUUUGGGGGUCGGCGCUGGAACAUAAGCACAGGGGCCACAGAGAAGCCCAGCGGGCAGAAGAACAACUACAACACCAAGAAGAAGAAGAAGGCUCUCGUCAGGAAAGACAGUGGUGAUGCUACUGACGACGAGCCAGUCCAACGGAAAACCAAAAGCUACAAGGACACCAGUAACAGGAAUGGGAUGGAGCUACGUGACAGCAUGGACCAAGAGGAGCUGGAGGAGGGCUUAUCUGGACCCUUCACUCCGUUGAGCAGUAGGAUCCCUGGCUCCCUGGCCUCCUCAUCCUCCUCUUCUUCCUCCUCCUCCUCCUCCAACAUGGGCAGCUCCACCCCUUCCCGUCCUCUCUCCUCCCCCGUCCUUUCGGGUGCCACAAAGGCCCAUCCGGGAGCGUGGAGCAGUAGAAGCUGGCACGGCCGAGGGAAAGGCAGCUUCAAGGGCUUCCAGAACCUCAUGAUUUCCUACAGCACCAUGAGCUUCAUUGAGUUCGUCGAGCUCUUCAAGUCUUUCAGCAUCCGGAGCCGCAAAGACCUGAAGGAGUUGUUUGACACCUACGCCGUUCCCUGCACGCUCUCCAGCCCAGAAUCUGCCCCGCUUUACACCAGCCUGAGGAUAGAUGACAAGGACAGUGAACUACAGCCUGAACUAGACUUGCUGACCCGUAAUGGUUCAGACUUGGGCCUCUUCAUCCGGACACACCAGCAGAUGUCGGACAACCAGAAGCAGAUCUCGGACGCCAUUGCAGCUGCCAGCAUAGUGACCAACGGGACAGGUGUGGAGAACGCCUCCCUGGGGGUGCUGGGCCUGGCAAUCCCACAACUCAAUGACUUCCUGGUCAACUGCCAGCGGGAACACUUGACCUACGACCAGAUCCUCAGCAUCAUCCAGAAGUUUGAGCCUUGUGUAAGCAUGCGUCAGAUGGGUUGGAUGUCCUUCGAAGGAUUUGCGAGGUUUUUGAUGGACAAGGAGAACUUUGCGUCUAAGAAUGAAGAGUCUAUGGUGAACAUGGAGGAGCUUCAGUACCCCAUAUCUUACUACUAUAUAGAGUCCUCUCACAACACGUACCUCACUGGACACCAGCUCAAAGGAGAGUCGUCUGUGGAGCUCUACAGCCAGGUACUGCUGCAGGGCUGCCGGAGUGUGGAGCUGGACUGUUGGGAUGGAGACGAUGGAUCUCCCAUAAUUUACCAUGGACACACACUGACCACCAAAAUCCCUUUCAAGGAUGUGGUGGAGGCAGUCAGUCGCACAGCUUUUGUCAACUCAGACAUGCCGGUCAUCAUGUCCAUUGAGAACCACUGUUCUCUACCACAGCAACGCAAAAUGGCUGAAAUCUUCAAGGCGGUGUUCGGAGACAAGCUGGUGACCAAAUUCCUGUUUGAGAGUGAUUUCUCAGAUGACCCGCUGCUUCCUUCUCCGCUGCAACUGAAGGGAAAGAUCCUCCUCAAGAAUAAGAAACUGAAAGCACACCAGGCUCCUGUGGACAUUCUCAAACAGAAGGUCAGAUGUCAAACCCACACACACAAAGCUCACCAGCUGGCCCACAUGCAGGCCCAGGUCAGCAACUGGACCCCCGCAGGAAGCUCAUCCGGUAACAACCACGACGACGAUGAGGACGACGAAGACGAGUACGACGACGACUAUGAAUCCCUGUCAGACGAUAACAUGCUAGAAGACAAACUAGAAGGGAAGAUUUCAGGUGACAAGGAGGACCAGUUAGUCAUUGAAGAGACACACAAGAGGAUGAAAAAAUGGGAUAAUGCUGUAAUCCCUAGCAAAGGAAAGGUAUUUGACAUGGAGCUGGGAGAAGAGUUCUAUCUCCCCCAGAACAAGAAGGAGAGUCGACAGAUUGCUCAGGAGCUCUCAGACCUGAUCAUCUACUGCCAGGCAGUUAAGUUCCCAGGCCUCUCCACCCUCUCUCCAUUGGCUUCUGGCAGAGGAAAAGACAGAAAGAGCAGGAAGUCAAUCUUUGGCACGACCUCUGCUCGAAGCGGAGGCAGCCCCGGGGAAUCGGUGACGCUAGGCCGGACCCCAGGGAAGGGUGGCGUGGAGGGUGUGCGUCCGACCUUGGAGGAGCAUGCAGUGUCCACGCUCAGCCCCAGCGCCUCGCUUAGCGCCAUCAUACGCACCCCCAAGUGCUACCACAUCUCCUCGGUCAACGAGAACGCCGCCAAGCGCCUGUGCCGCCGCUACUCCCAGACCUUGAUCCAACACACCGCCUGCCAGCUGCUCAGGACCUACCCAGCCGCCACGCGCAUCGACUCGUCCAACCCCAACCCUCUGCCCUUCUGGCUCCACGGCAUGCAGCUGGUGGCCCUCAACUAUCAGACAGACGACCUGCCCAUGCAGUUGAACACAGCUCUGUUUGAGGCUAACGGGCAUUGUGGCUAUGUCCUGAAACCUCCCGCGCUGUGGGAUCGUUGCUGCCCCAUGCACCAGCAGCUCUGCCCCCUGGAGAGAGACGUGGAGGGCAUGAGCCCAGCGCUGUACUCCCUGACCAUUGUGUCCGGGCAGAACGUGUGCCCAGCCAACAGCGCCGGGAGCCCCUGUGUGGAGGUGGAGGUGCUGGGCAUACCGGCAGACUGCUGCCACUUCCGCACCAAGCCCAUCCACCGCAACACUCUCAACCCAAUGUGGUCCGAGAACUUCCUGUUCCGAGUGCACUUUGAGGACUUCUGCUUCCUGCGCAUCACUGUGGUUGAGAACAACAGCUCCCAGACCACCGCUCAGCGGACCCUACCCCUACGAGCCCUCAAACCAGGCUACCGGCACGUCCAGCUGAGGACGCUGCACAACGAGCCCCUAGAGGUGUCCAGUCUGUUCAUCUACAGCCACAGACUGGAGGAGAGUCCCACUGGAACAGCCCAGCCCGCUGCCAUGCUGUUCAGCUCUGAGGAACGGAGGGCAGCCCAGAAGCACAAGGUCACCGUCCACGGCGUCCCUGGACCCGAGCCUUUCACUGUAGUGUCUGUGUCGGAGCAGACCACAGCCAGAGAGCUGCUGGGCAUGUUGCUGACGUCCACAGAUAGUGCCUCUGAGUCCUUCCUGUGUGAAGUGAAGGUGCCCCUGGCGAAGGAGCGCAGUGACAGCAAGAGGUGUCCUCAGCGCCGCCUAGCCCCAGAGGAGGAGAUCAUCCGGGUGAUCAGCAGCUGGCAGCCAGAGGAGGGAUGUGUGGGCAGAAUCUGCCUUAAAACCAGGGAGGAGAACCCAAACGACAGCAGCGUGGUGAAGGAGGGGGAGGUUGAGGCGGAGGCGAGCGUGGUCACGGCGGAGGACGACACCUUCUUCGUCCAGGUGCACGACGUGUCCCCAGAACAGCCUCACACAGUCAUCCGUGCGCCUCGAUACAGCACCGCACAGGACAUCAUCCAACAGACGCUGAGCAAAGCCAAGUACUCCCUGAGCAUCCUGAGUAACCCUAACCCCAGUGACUAUGUGCUCCUGGAGGAGGUGGCUAAGGAGGCCAGCAGCAAGAAGUCUUCCCAGACUAAGCCCAGCCAGAGGGUCCUCCCCAGCGAUGAGUGUGUGUUCCAGGCCCAGAGUCGCUGGAAGGGCGCCGGGAAGUUCGUCCUCAAGCUUAAAGAACAGAUGGUCCGUGAGGACAAGAGGAAGGGCAUCUCGUUUGCCAGCGAGCUGAAGAAGCUGACCAGUCGCAGCCGGAGCAUCGCGGCCCCACAGGAGAGCAGCCACAGCUCUCUCUCUGCAGGACUCAAGGCCUCGGUGGUGGAGGACCAGAAGGAGGCAGACAGCCUCCCCCUCCCAGGCGGUGGGCAUCCGUUCCCCAGGGGCAGGGCCCUCACUGGCUCUGUGACACCCCCCACCUGGACCCUCCCUCUGCUGAGGAACUGGAAGAUCCACAAAUGAAGCCAGGACCCCCCCCACCACCCAAGAGUGUUCCUGAAACACCCCAUGAGUUGAGUGAUUCCCUCCUCCCGGGAGUGAAGAGGUUCCCACAGGAAGUCCGAUCCCGGCUGGCUGGUUGAUUUGGAUGGCGGCUCCAGGAGGAAGUCCUGAGUGUGACGGAAGGCCCGGUCAUCGGGUCAUUCUCUGAUCACCUCCACCUGGGUUGUAUUCAUUAGAGGAACCAUUGUAAAACCUAUUGCAACAGAAAACAAGCACAAAAUUGUUCAAUGGAAUUGUGCAGGUUGUUGUUUUGUUUCGUUUUAUUUGGUGCCUAAUGAAAACCGUCUUGGAGUGAGGCCCAGGGAGGAGGUGUUGGUGAGGCGGUUGCUGGAUGCCGAAGCCGGGCUGAACCGGUUCAGCCGCUUCGAGGAUGAAUAGAGGCUUGAUUCUUGGUCAAGCUGUAUCUUCUAUCCACAGCCGAGUCAUAGUCCAUUGCCUACCGUUGGCUGGUGUUGAAUGGCUGCAUUGAAUCCAGUGUAGUUGAGGUGGAAGUGACAGCAACGACUGCUCCUCUCAGCCUUUUUCCUUCUAAACAUGGCAACAUUGUGAAGGUAGUCAACAAGCUGGCUUGUUGUGUCGCGUUCAUUCUUGUCAAAUUUAGUGCUGGGGUUUUUAACUCUGCAGUUUUGUAAUUGACAAUGUUCAGUGUUUUGCACAGAGUUUUGCCGUUCUUUUAUAUUUUUUCAUAACUUUUUCAAUGGUGAAUCUAAAACGUAGGAAAACCUUCUAUCAAAGCUGGUCAAAGCCUAUUAGCACUUAACCACCAUCACCUCUUCAUGUCAGAAGCAUGGAUCCCCAGAUAAUUUAAAUAGAAAUUAUUUUAUGUAAUGUUUCUUUCUGUU